AAACCUCUCCAAGCCUGGCUGUAAAAGGCCCGGUUGUUGGCUACCAAAUCUGCUGUAGUCUUGCUGCGACGUUCAAUGAGUUGUCCAGGGUAACGUAAACACGCAGGGUCUCUCAGUACAGGGGGGAGAAUGGUUCCCUAUGUGCAGGUCUUUCCCGCGCACGAACAAAAGUCCUGCAUGUUCUACACUUAAAAGGUCAUUUUGUAAACACUGGAAAGGCCGGCAUUUUUCUGGGAGGUAUGUAGAACUGUAACCCGCCAUAUGCGGCGUGGAGACGUGUUUUUUUCCAAGGGUGGGGAGGAAAAAACGGAGGUAUUUUUACGAUUUUCCGUGCUGAGGCCAGCUGUUGUUGUGUCGUUGUUGUGCACUUCGCCUCCCACGAGAACAAAGUUUUCUUGUUUACCGUUGAGUCAGAAACAAAAUAAUGCCAUUAAGUCGUCAUAUUUCGGUAUUUCCCCCGUGUAGAUUGUGAGGUAGGUGCGAGAUCCGGCCGUACAAAGAGCUGGUCUCCAACGGGAAAGUCUCCCGGAGAAAACUAUAAAACACUCAUUAUCGGAGGCAUGGGCACAUUUUUCAAUUUUGGUUCCAUCUUGUGACGUCACGUCACGGUGUUGAAUUUCAAAUACCACGGGUAAACAGCCGUCAAUCAUGUCAAAGGGAAGUCAUAUUGUGUCUUCCGAUUGUGCCACUGGUUUGUCACGGCGAGCUCGUUAGAGACGAGACUGACAGCCGAGUUGAGACGCCGGGUGUUCGCCGUGCCUGUGCCGUCAGCAGCCCGCCCGCAAGAGGCCCGCGAGUUGGUAACGAUGUAUUUGUGUCAUGUUGUGUCGGACAGGUCUCCCUCCGCCAUGUACCGUCACCCCUCCCAGGGCAGCUACAACUUGAACCCGUACAACUACGCCACGGCGCACCCUGCCGCCUACCCCGCGGAGUACGGACAGUACCAGGUCCCGCCUGCCGUCAACGCCGCCGGCGAGAACCUGCAGCAGACGGCCGCCGCCGCCGCGUGGCAGUCCGCCGCCGCCUUCGGCUCGCACGGGCCCGGACAGAGGCCCGAGGAAUGGGACGGUCGCGGGUACAACUGCUCGGCGGGGACCGGGCUGACCGCCGGCCCGACCGGGUCCUGUACAGCCUUCCCCGGGAUGGACUACCCUGUCCCCGUCGGUGCCAUCCAGGCCAACAGCCCCGCCGUGUCGGGAGUGACGACCAACUCCACCAACAGCCAGAGACCGCAGCACAGCAGAAAUCCGUACGACUGGAUGAGGAAAAGCAACUACUCCACAAGUCCUCCCCCAGUGCUGUCCGUGCGAGGCAUGCCGCCCCAGGGCAGAAAGGAUGGCGGCAGAUGUGAGAUUCUUGGCCCUGAUGGUAAGACGAGGACGAAGGACAAGUACCGUGUGGUUUAUUCCGACCAUCAGCGCCUGGAGCUGGAGAAGGAGUUCUACUCCAACAAGUACAUCACCAUCAAGAGGAAGGUUCAGCUGGCCAACGAACUGGGCCUGUCGGAGCGCCAGGUCAAGAUCUGGUUCCAGAACAGGCGAGCCAAGCAGCGCAAGAUGGCCAAACGGAAGGAGCUUCAGCACGGCGGGCAGGGCGGGAGCGACGACGGAGGGGGGGUCAUGGGAGAGGUGUCCGCGCUCACGGUAGGCCCCCCUCCCCACCAACUCACCCUUCCCCCCACCGGAGUGGCGGCCUCCACCCUCAGCAACCCCCCUCUCCCCCCGUCCUCAUCCCCCCUCAUGACCAGCGCCAUGACGCAUGCAGUAACGUUGCCGUCGUGCGUUCCUUCCUCGUGACACUUCCAGUUCCAGAGAAACCGCUGUUGAUACGGACCAAAGGGAGCUGUUGUGUGGACAGAAGGAGGAAGAGACUUAUCAUUCCCCUCUAGCUGGACAAGAGAGAGAGAAAAGAAAAACUACCGACAAAUCGAACAUGUUUGUGUCCUCCGUGUGUCUGUGCAUCGUCAGCGCAUGAAGUUCGAGCUAUCUUUUGUACGGAGAAACAAGAUCACACUUCUGGACAAAAAAGUAUACUUCCACCUGUGUGAGGAAAAAGACACAUUAACAAGUUUAGACUAUAGAGAAAUCUUUUAACUGUUAUUAUACUUUCCAUGUUUAAAGUCACAACCAACAAGCACAAUCAUUUUACCCAUCUAUUUUGACAAAUCAGUAAAACAGACAAGGUUGGCGACGCAAUGAUACUUUUCUUUUCAACUUCUACGAACUUCUGGCUUUGACGAAGCUCCGAGUUUUGGGGAAGACACGAACGUAGUCCUAGAAAUGUUAGACAGAAAACCUUUCUUCAGUGGUAGCAUCUUCGUCUCGACGGCGUGCAAUGGCAAGCGUGCACACUGGCUACGUUUUGUAUAACGUUACCUGUUCUCGUAUCCUUUAUAUUUUCGUGUGUUUGAAACCGGGCCCAGAUGUGGUGCAAUGUACGGUUUACUUUGGUCAAACCAAAGAUAGUUUAGGCGAGAUUUUGUGGCUAGUAGAAGUGCUGUCGAUCAUAUCUUCGUACAAUCAAGCACCGAGCGGCUUGUAGCUAGGAGGUACUGUAAGACCAUCGCGACGAAUCGAGUGCUAUGUUUACACCAGCUCCUUUGUACUUACCGUUUGUCUCUUGUAAGGAUAGUUUUGCACCGAGACCGACUCUUUUCGCGAGCUGACAUCCAGAGAACCUCAUUAUGUAUGUAUUGUUGAGAGAAUAAUUAUUGGAUGAUGAGAUGAAGUCCUUUCUUGCUAUGCAUAUUGGAGUAUAUAUUUUCACCUUAAAGUGUAAUUUCAAACUAUGAUUAAGGAGAUUUUAUCCGUUCACUUUAUAUUAUAUAUUAUUAUGUAUCUUUUUGUUCUUUAUUCAGCAUGUGGUAGUGUAGUCGUUUGACACGUAUCAUACCUGUAGUGUAUGUAGGUUUAGGGAGAAGCCAGUUGUUGUUUCGGUUGGAACUGUGACGUGUACUGUACAGAUAUAGCCCGUAGAAACAAGCGUCCACACUUCCGAACACGACAACGUACUGUGUACCACCCCUGCCCCGUAGUCACACCGAGUCUUUGUACACUUAGCAGCGUUCUUUCUCCCCCUUUCUUCUGCCAUUUGAUGGAAUAAAGAUUUAUCAUCGCCGGA
Messenger RNA from Branchiostoma belcheri (Belcher's lancelet), 3120 nucleotides. RefSeq names its product homeobox protein CHOX-CAD-like. Gene Ontology annotation, biological process: cell differentiation; anterior/posterior axis specification; animal organ morphogenesis. Gene Ontology annotation, molecular function: DNA-binding transcription factor activity, RNA polymerase II-specific; RNA polymerase II transcription regulatory region sequence-specific DNA binding. The transcript is spliced from 3 exons. Bases 807 to 1796 code for a protein of 329 amino acids. Lineage: Eukaryota; Metazoa; Chordata; Leptocardii; Amphioxiformes; Branchiostomatidae. The record is from RefSeq and is a predicted model, not a curated record. Gene Ontology annotation, cellular component: nucleus.